Molecule: messenger RNA, 3466 nt
Organism: Dicentrarchus labrax (European seabass)
Lineage: Eukaryota; Metazoa; Chordata; Actinopteri; Moronidae
Product: cytosolic phospholipase A2 gamma
Exons: 13
Coding region: 166-1914 (582 amino acids)
Biological process (GO): glycerophospholipid catabolic process
Cellular component (GO): nucleoplasm; nuclear envelope; cytosol
Molecular function (GO): calcium ion binding; calcium-dependent phospholipid binding
Source: RefSeq, a predicted model, not a curated record
CCCCCCAAGCAGCCCCUCAACAGGGGAAGCCACAUAAAAACCAGCAACAUCUGAUCACAGAUAUAUACCAGAAACCGAGUCAGAAGACGGCAGAACUUUCACUAGGGUGUGGAUUUACCUGUAGCAUUUCAUGUGACUCUUUGAAGGUUGUGUUCACGCCCCAACAUGAAGAGUGGAAAUGCAAGUUUUUCAGCCUCAGUGAUUUGGCUUUGGCUUGUGAUAGCAGCGGUGCAGGCAGAAGCAGUGGACAACAUGGAAGGGAAUGCAACUUCUUCUGAGAGGCCCAUCCGUCAGUCUCAGUCUCUGUGUGCUGGUGAACAGGAGUACAUUCACAAGAGGAAACAAGUUGUUCUGGAGUCACUCAACAGCCUGGGAACCAACUGUACUGCAGAUUCAGUUCCCCACAUUGCUCUGCUGGCAUCAGGUGGGGGUCAGAGGUCAGCCGUGGGUCUGGUGGGUACCCUCUAUCAGAUGGAAAAAGAAGGUCUGUUGGACACUCUGCUCUACCUGGGAGGAGUUUCUGGCUCAACAUGGUCCAUGUCAUCCCUGUACAGCGACCCAAAGUGGAGUGCCAACAUGGACAGAGCGGUGUCCACGCUGUCAGGUCCUGGGGUCGAGCUUGAGCAGGCUCUGACCUGGUUGGAUGAGCGGUCAAAGGAGGAGCACUUCUCUCUCACUGAUAUCUGGGGGGUCUUGACCUCUGCUGGGAUCAUGAAACAGAUGGACCUACGGCAUCUUUCAGAUGAGGCCAGCAGAAAUGCCUCCAACCCUUACCCCAUUUACAGCGCCAUAGAGAAACACUGCUUUUCAGAUGGGCCUAUAGAAGGGAAAUGGUUCGAGGUGAGCCCUCAUGAGGCUGGUUUCACAGAGUUAGGUGUCUUCGUGGAAACUUCUCUCCUUGGCAGCAAAUUCCAAAGUGGAGAGCUGCUGGAGAGGAAGCCAGAGAUGGACAUGGUCAAACUACAAGGUGUUCUUGGUUGUGCGCUGGCUCACGAGGAGAUUAUCAGAGAGUUCAUCCCUCCCUGGCUGAACGUGCUUGGGCAUGUAGAUGGUGCUGCUGAAGAGUACCUGCGUGUGUACAAUGCUCUUGAUAAACUAGUAGCCCUGACCAGAAGCACCAUUAAGGACCCCGCUGCUUUGUCUGACCUGGACAAGCUGCAGAAAAUACUCAAAGACAAGGUAAAUCAUAAUGAGUCUGCAUUGCUGGAGUCAAAGAAUUCGGAGGAUAGACGUAGUGUUUUUCAGCAGUGGAGUCUGGAGCUACAGGCGGCAGUCGAGGCAUGGAGCUGGAGUCUGGGGGAUGGAACUUUCAAAACACAUGUCUCUCUGCUUACCAAGCAAGUCCUUCCUCUGAUUAUGAAAUGGGAGUGGGGAACUACUGCAAACUUCCUCUACCAAUACCAAGAUUCCACCAUUCCACCUUGCCUCCGCUCACAAGAGAGAUUCCACCUGGUGGACGCCGGCCUACUGAUUAAUGUAGCCUACCCUUCAUUUCUGGGAGACAAGAGAGACAUUGACCUCAUCAUCGCACCAGAGUACAGCGCUGGAAACAUGUUUGAGACCCUGACUCUUGCCAGAGACUACGCAGCCGAGGUGAAGAAGCCUUUUCCAGAGAUAGAUGACAAAAUCCUGGAGGAGAGAGACUGGCCGAACGACUGCUACGUGUUCGAGGGGAAAGAGAAGGAGCCCACGAUCGUUUACAUGCCGCUCUUCAACAGACGCAACUGCAAAGACGCUGAGGAGUUCAAAGCAAAGAUGGAGGAGUUCUCCACCUUCCAGCGUCCCUUCAGCCAGGAGAAGAUUGAGUUUGUGCUGGAGACGGCAAAAUUCAACAUUGAGAACAACAAGGAGACUCUGCUGAGGGAGAUUAACAAAGCUGCUCUCCGCCGACACAAGAGGUUGGGAAGGGUCUGAGUGUGUAUGUGUGGUGGGGGUGUUAAGAUAGGCACAUAGAGAGACAUAAAAGAAUCUGAGAUGAUCUUAAAGCCAUGUCAAUGUAGGUCAAAGCUGAAUCUCACAUCUUUACAGCAUUAAUCUCUGUGUCUAAGGAAACUGUCUGUGUGAGAGAUGAAAAACGGAUUAAAUAACAAGAGUUUAUGUAAUAUCUGUGUGUGUUAGAGUGUGUGUGCUUGUCAGAGACAGAGAGAGAACGGGAUGACGAUGAUGGAUAAAUAACUGACUGAUCAGAAAUCUAACAUGUCCUGCUCUCUUUCUGUCUCCCUGUCUCUCUGAUUCUUGUCCUUUUGGUUUGGUGUGAACUAUAAUCUGAGGUUUCAUCAUGAACACAAGUCAGAUGUCGACCUCACUGUACAUGAGUGUAAGUCACAGUAGGCAGAGAAAACACAGCAUAACAUGUGUCUUCUGUCUUUGGACUGACAUUAUGAAUACAUAAAUUCAAUUUGUAACAGUUCUUUUAGUGUUAUUGAAGUAUGUGCAUUCUAUGGUCGCUGUAUGUGGACGGAUGUGAGCAAACUGACCAGUACAUUGGACUUUAAUGAUAUUGUGGAUGAUUUUGAAUUUUGUCCCAGUCUGACCCUUUACAUGCACCAAUAUUUACAGCCCGGAAACAAGUUCCAACAUUCCCGACCACAGGUGAGGGUUGGAAUGCAGCUCGACUGGUAGAUUUAAAGCCCUCUUCACCACAGCGGUCCGGUGCUGUAAAUCAUAAUGCUACCACAUAUAAUUAUAUUUUAGACAAUAAAUGACAGGAUACUACUUACAGAAGUGUGAUGUGGAAAUAGAAUGCACAUAAGUAGGAGACAUCUGGUAUUCAGCCAAUAAACUUUUGAAAUGGAAUAUAUUUCAACACAAAGAACAAAUCUUUAACUUUAACUCUCAGAACUUUGUCUCUGUUUUCACGACUAGAUUUCACAAUUAGGAAAGUACAGACGCAUAAAAGGAAGUGUUACCGUUUAAUUCAAAUGUUUUUCAAAGCCGGGAAAUACAUUCUGGGUCUAAAGUUAUUGCUGUCAGCCUAAUAAUAAUAAUAAUAACAUUAAUAAAAGGAAAAAUGAGGAGACAUGACCUCCGCCUCUUCAGCUGUCACUCUCCUGAUAUAAGCCAAAGACUGACUCUGAACGCAAACAUUCACAGCAUACCCAUUCUAAAUGUUAGUAUGUCAUUAUGUCACGUCUCAACCUCCAUACAGUGUCAGUCUGACAGUUUGCUGUAACCUCACUCUUUCUUUUUAAUUACCCAAAGCUAACGCUAGAGGUCGCGCAACAUCCGCAGGAGGGAGUUGCAGUGUCUUUAUGUAGGUCAAUACAACCUAACAUUCAAGGCCAUCUGCAUACAACCCAGUGCACUGCCUCCACAGUUGGUUGCUCUGCGACUGUCUUUGUAUUUUAGAGCAUCAAAUGAAUCACUGCGCUGGAUGAUUUCUUUUAUCAGUAAAGAAAAGAAUGAAAGAAUAUCACUUUUGAGUUUUGCUUUCUUUUUUAAUUGUGAAUAAAAUGAUUGAAUUUGA